AUGGCUUUAUGGAUCUGGACACUGACCAUUUUGAGCUGUUUUUGCGUCACCUUAUCCAGAACUGAGGAACUGAAAUUUUUUCAGAGUGCCACAGAGCUAAAUCAUCUAACAGUGGAUAAUGACACUGGGAUAAUCUAUUUGGGAGUGGUAAAUGCUCUGUAUCAGCUUACAGAAAACCUGGAAGUAAUAAGAUCUGUAGAAACAGGUCCAAGAAAGGACAAUAAAAAGUGCACACCUCCCAUUGAUGAAAAUCAGUGUAAAGAGGCUGUACUGACUGACAAUUACAACAAAUUAUUGUUGCUGAACAAGGCGGAUAAUACAACUGUGGUAUGUGGAAGCCUUUUUAAGGGAAUCUGUGCCAUCAGAGAUCUACAAAACAUUAGCAAUGAGAAGUAUUACGUAGACAGUAGUGGAGAAAAGUCCUUUGUAGCAAGCAACGAUGAGAAUGUAUCAACUGUGGGACUGAUCACUUCCCUGAAUAAUGACCGAGUGCUAUUUGUUGGGAAAGGGAAUGGACCAAAUGAUAAUGGGAUCAUAAUCAGCACUCGACAGCUCUACGAAAGGGAUGGUAAAGACAUUUUUGAAAUGUAUACAGACUCAGCAGCUGUUAAGUCAGCUUAUCACUCAUCAAGCACACAACAAUUUGUGACAGUCUUUGAGGACAAAAAUUAUGUUUAUUUUAUUUUCAAUCAGCAAGAGAAACAACCUGUCAAUAACCGCACCCUGAUUGCACGUCUGUGCAAAGAUGAUGCCCAUUAUUAUUCCUACUUUGAAAUGGACUUGGGUUGCAAAGAUGAUGAUGGUGCCUAUGACCACUGUCACUCUGCUUAUGUCACUACACCAGGAGAAGAGCUGGCUGAGAGCAUGGCUCAGCAGAGACAACCUGCAGAUGAUCAACCAGAUGACAAAGUUCUUCUUGCACUCUUCAGCAAAGUAAACAAAGAAAAUGGCUCUCUAAAAUCUGCCAUGUGUGUAUUUUCCUUGCGGCACAUCAAUGAAAAGAUGGAAAAAAACCGAAACGAUUGCUACACUAAAAAGAACACCAGCUCAUUUUACAAACUUUUCUCAGCAGAAAACCCGUGUGCAUUACAUGGACUGAAUGCAAGCAAAAAUUUCCCCUGUGGCUCCGAACACUUGCCAUACCUUUUGGGAAGUAGGAAUGGUGUUACAGAGAAGCCAGUGCUGCAAAAAGAAGGGAUGAAUCUCACGGCUGUCACUGUGGCUGUGGAGAAUGGACAUACUGUGGCCUUUCUGGGAACGUCAGAUGGUAAAAUUCUUAAGGUGUUCCUGUCAUCCACUGCAACUGAGUACAGCUCUCUUACUAUUGAACUAAACAAACCCAUAAAGAAAGACCUGGUCCUUGACCAAACCCAAGAAAAUCUGUAUGUGAUGACCACAGACAAGGUGCACCGGUUACCUGUGCAGGACUGCCACAAAUACUCGGAUUGUGAGAAGUGUGCUCAGGCGAGGGACCCGUACUGCGGCUGGUGUGUGCGAGAGGGCAGGUGCACAAAGAAGGCAGACUGUGGAACAGCUGAUAAGGAGAACCACUGGCUGUGGAGUCCAAAUGGCACAUGUGUGACUAUCAUUAGUGCAGACCCUCUAAACAUGAGUCGCAGAGCCCCUGCUAAGGUGGAACUGACUGUAAGUCCAUUGCCGGCUUUGACUGCGAGUGACAAAGUUUGCUGUACAUUUGGUGAAACAAUGCAUACUGCUGAGUUGAAAGAAGGGGUUAUUAUCUGUGAUCCACCUGAUAUCAUUCCUCCAACACCAAAACAUCAAGAUCAUGUUUCAGUUCCACUUCAGUUAACCUUUGAAAAGAACAAGAUAUUUUUUGCAUCACAUACUUACCCUUUUUAUGACUGUGAAGAAGCAAUGAAUCUUGUUGAAAAUCAACCAUGCUAUUCCUGUGCAAGCAAUAGAUGGAAUUGCCAGUGGGACUGGAAGAGACAUAUCUGUGAAGAGUCCUCUUCAAUACAGGAUGUGAUUAAACAAAAUAUGGAAGACGAAUGCCCACAGUUUCUAAACCCUGACCCUCCAAUAAUACCUAUGGAGUACCGAACAACGGUGCAUUUUGAGGGAAGACAUCUAGCUUACUAUCAGGGUAAAAAAUUUAUGGUUGGAAACAGUCAAUUUGAAUUCGAAGCUCCUGUUGAUGAAUCAGAUGAGGGAAAAUUUUCAUUCACGAGUAAAGAGUUCUCCUAUAGUGCAAAUGAGACAGUACAGCUUAACUUAUCCAUAAGAACAGAUAAGGUCAAGAUUGACAGCAAACUGAUGGUGACUCUGUACAACUGCUCUUAUGGACGAAGUGACUGCAGCUUGUGCCUUGCCGCCCACCCCGACUAUAAGUGUGUCUGGUGUGAAGAAGAUGGCAAGCCCAGCAAGUGCGUUUAUGAAAAACUCUGUCAUGCUCCUCCCACUGACACGUGUCCUCAUCCAAAAAUCACUCACAUUGAGCCAAAAACUGGACCACUAAGUGGUGGAAUUCUUUUGACAAUAAGGGGAUCUAAUUUGGGAAUAAAAGCAGAAGAUGUAAAAAGUAUAAUGGUGGCAGACGAGGAAUGUCUUUUCAAAGAGGAGUUCUACUCUGUUUCCACAAGGAUUGUGUGUCAAGUUGGACCAAUGAAUGAACCAAAACAAGGUCAAAUUGAAGUUGACAUCAAUGGAAAAUUAGGUAAAUCACCCAGUGAAGUGCUGUUUACAUACCAGGAGCCUUAUCCUUCUCGAAUAAGACCUGAAAGUGGUCCACAAGCAGGUGGAACUACACUUACCAUCAGUGGUACAAACCUGGCCACUGGUUCCAAGAAGGAUGUUCAAGUUUCAGUCGGUAGCCAGCCUUGCAAUGUCACUGAAUUUGGAGAUGAGAUUGUUUGCAUUACAGGACCUAAUAACAAGGUUGAAGCUGUUUCAGUCACAAUGAACUAUGGGGGCACGAUGAUUAGUGUACCACAGCUAUUUACAUACAGUGAGAAUCCUACUGUCACCAAAUUUCUGCCAGUAAAUAGCUUCAGCAGUGGAGGGAGAAAUAUUACAGUAACUGGAACCGGUUUUGAACUUAUCCAGAGUUUCUCAUUGGUGGUAUAUGCAGAGCGUCCAGAAGCAGGGAAGAUGAAUCUCAAAAAGUUUUAUGGAAAGGUUGUUGACAGACUCAAUGAAACCACAGUGGUUUUUUCUUCCCCACCAAUACUGGAAGACCCAGAAAACUAUAACAUUACCACUAUUAUUCUAAUGGAUCAUUAUCAUUUAGUUGUAAAGAACGAGAGUCACUCCUUUGCCUAUGUUGCAGACCCAACCUUUGAAAACUUCACAGAUGGCAUCAAAAAACAAGUCAACAAACUUAUUAAUGCAAAGGGCAGUAACCUGAACAAAGCCAUGACAAUUGAUGAGGCCCAGGCUUUUGUUGGUGAUGAGCCUUGCAACAUAAAAACUCUGACUGAAACGGACUUAUAUUGUGAGCCACCAGAAGUACAGCCUCAACCAAAGAAACGGCAGAAGAGAGAUACCAUCAAUAACCUUCCUGAAUUCAUUGUGAAAUUUGGACUCCGGGAAUGGAUCCUCGGAAGGGUGGAAUAUGAUACACGUGUGACUGAUAUCCCACUGAAUCUUAUUUUGCCGCUGGUACUUAUUCCUAUGAUAGCAAUCAUCAUCAUUUCUAUCAUCUGUUACAGACGCAAGAGCCAACAAGCAGAACGAGAGUAUGAAAAAAUUAAAUCACAACUUGAAGGCCUGGAGGAGAGUGUCAGAGACCGGUGCAAGAAGGAAUUCACAGAUCUAAUGAUAGAGAUGGAGGAUCAGACAAAUGAUAUCAAUGAAGCUGGAAUCCCAGUACUGGACUACAAAACCUACACAGACAGAGUCUUCUUCUUGCCCUCCAAAGAUGGAGAGAAAGAUGUGAUGAUUACAGGGAAGCUGGAUAUUCCCGAGGCCAGGCGCCAGACUGUGGAGCAGGCUUUGUACCAGUUCUCCAACCUCCUCAACAGCAAAUCUUUCCUCAUUAAUUUUAUACACACGCUGGAAAACCAAAGGGAGUUCUCUGCUAGAGCUAAAGUGUAUUUUGCAUCUUUACUGACAGUCGCUUUACACGGAAAACUAGAAUACUAUACUGACAUCAUGAGGACGCUGUUCUUAGAACUGAUGGAGCAGUAUGUUGUGGCCAAAAACCCAAAGCUGAUGCUAAGAAGAUCUGAAACAGUUGUUGAGAGAAUGUUGUCAAACUGGAUGUCUAUUUGUUUAUAUCAGUACCUCAAGGAUAAUGCUGGAGAGCCUCUUUAUAAAUUGUUCAAGGCUAUCAAACACCAGGUAGAAAAAGGCCCAGUGGAUGCUGUACUAAAGAAAGCCAAGUAUACAUUGAAUGACACAGGCUUAUUGGGAGAUGAUGUAGAGUAUACACAGUUG
Messenger RNA from Acanthisitta chloris (rifleman), 4395 nucleotides. RefSeq names its product plexin B2 (gene PLXNB2). The annotation marks the transcript as partial. The record is from RefSeq and is a predicted model, not a curated record. Gene Ontology annotation, biological process: positive regulation of axonogenesis; regulation of cell migration; regulation of GTPase activity. Gene Ontology annotation, cellular component: semaphorin receptor complex. Gene Ontology annotation, molecular function: semaphorin receptor activity; protein binding. The transcript has 25 exons. NCBI's taxonomy places the organism in Eukaryota, Metazoa, Chordata, Aves, Passeriformes, Acanthisittidae.